AUGGAUCAAAAAAUAGAUCGUAAAUCAAAGAUAAGUUUUAUAGCUAAUGCAAGGUCAGCUGAUAAGAAUACAGAGAUACUUAAUGAUAUUGAGGGUUCUGCCUACACAGGAGAAGUCAUGGGAGUAAUAGGACCAUCUGGAUCUGGUAAAUCAUCACUUUUUGAUUUUUUGGCUAAUCAAUUUUCUAAGCAAAAAGUCACAGAAGGGCACGUAUUCAUAAACAACAAAGAAGUUAAAAUUAAUGAGCUUAACCAACAUCUUUCUUACAAAUCACAGUUUACCCCUUCUUUGGAAAAAUUAAAAGUAAUUGAGCAUUUAAAAUUUCAGCUUUACAUGGAGGGCACUAAAAUAACAGAUGAAGUGUUAGAAUCUAUUGAUAAGAUACUUCUUUCUUAUGGUAUGUUAGAUAAGAAGAAUUCAUUGCUUGAUAUGCUGUCAUCUGGUGAAUUGGAGAGAGUUAGUACAAUAUCUAGUGUUGUUUUAAACAAACCAAUACAAUUGUAUGACGAGCCACUGAGUAAGUUAGAUGUAUGUACAGCUCAUAGGAUGCUUGAAGAUCUUAGGAACAGUGCAAAGAAGAAUAAUACUUGUGUAAUUUUAUCAGUUCACCAGCCCAAUCCAGAGAUACUAUCUUAUUUUGAUAGACUGAUGGUUUUAUGUAAGUAUGGAGUUCUUUAUCAAGGUAGAACUGAAGAUUUUUCAAAAUACUUCAAAGAGAAGUUAAAUCUUUCAAUUACUACAGCGGAGGAUUUAAUAGAGUUAUGCUAUAUUAUUGAAAAUGAUGUGUCUUUAAGAGAUUCAGUUGUGAAUAUUUGUAAAAAGAACUACAAUAUAGAAGAAAAUUUACAGGUUGAUGAUGAUUAUGAAGAAAUUCAUACAAUAGAUAAGAAACCAUUAUUUAAGUUUAAUAUAUCUUUUUAUUUAUUUUUAAACUUUUGGAGAAUUUUUAAAAGCGGAUUUACAAUAUUUAAGAUGUUUUCUUUGACUUUACAGAUAUCAACAGUAUUAGGAGCAGUUUUUUUACAUUCUAUGAAUUUUUAUUUUAAAAAUGAGAAUAAUUUAAUGUAUUGUUUAUUUGCUUGGUUGAAUUAUUAUUGUAUUUAUCAAGUAUUUUAUUACUUCUAUGGUUCUUCCGUAAUUUAUAAUGAAAAUAUGAAAAAGUUUGAACGUCAAGAAUUUAUAGGUUUCCUUGAUAUGUUUAGAGGUUCAUUUAGAUUACAUGACUUUCUAACUUAUUUUUUAACUUUAAUAGGAAAAUUUAAAGGUUUUUUAUUACUUUGUUUAGUUUCAUUUUUAAGCUUUGCAAUUUUAUUUAUGUUUGAUUCUUAUUCACUUAAUUUGAUGAAUGAUGGUAAUAAUAUUGUUUCUACAUUGAUUUAUUAUGUAAAAAGGGCAAAAAUUAAUAUUUUUGAAAUGGUGUUCUAUUUCGCAAUUUCAGUUAGUCCAUUUACAAUAUUCUUCAGUUUAUUUUUCAAUAUUAUUUAUAUUGGAUUAUUUUUUAAGGAAUCAAAGGUAAACAUACUUUUUGCUAUUUUACUAGCAUUUGUGAAUCUUGGUAAUUUAAUACUUAAAUCUGAUUUAUUUGGUCAAAUGGUGGAAUUAUUAUUUAAUAUUUCUGCGUCAAAGUUAGUUUUCUUUAAAUUCAUUUACGGGUUUAUUUUUGCUAUAUUUGAUAUUAUUUUAUUUUCUAGUUGCUUACAAGUUACAAAUGGAUCAACAUUUAUGUUUAAAGAUUCUGAUUUAAAUAUUUUUUUAAGAUAUUUAUUCAAUAGUCAAUUUGCAAAAUAUUUAUUACCUUUCGUUGUUAAAGGUUACAAGGGUAUGCUUAAAGCGUUAAUUCCUUACAUUGUAGAGUGUUUGGUUGCAUUCUUAAUUAUUCCGUUUUUAUUUUAUUUAAAGAUUUAA
This is a messenger RNA of Hepatospora eriocheir, 1905 nucleotides long. The record is from the annotation of a GenBank genome assembly. NCBI's taxonomy places the organism in Eukaryota, Fungi, Microsporidia, Hepatosporidae.